Mytilus trossulus (common blue mussel) is the source of this 8182-nucleotide messenger RNA. RefSeq names its product SH2 domain-containing protein 3C-like. The record is from RefSeq and is a predicted model, not a curated record. Bases 507 to 3182 code for a protein of 891 amino acids. Gene Ontology annotation, molecular function: protein binding; guanyl-nucleotide exchange factor activity. The transcript has 7 exons. NCBI's taxonomy places the organism in Eukaryota, Metazoa, Mollusca, Bivalvia, Mytilida, Mytilidae. Gene Ontology annotation, biological process: positive regulation of peptidyl-serine phosphorylation; small GTPase-mediated signal transduction.
UGCUUUAAGAUGAUAAUGAUAAGAAACUGAUGCCUAAGAUUUAGUUCUACGGAAAUAGAUAUUAUAGAUUAUGAUUAUGAAAUAUAAUUUUUUUCUGGCUGAAAUAUAACAAGGGUUUGAUUGGAGGUAAAGAGCUCAAUUGACUGGGAUUGUUUUAUUCUAUACACCAGUGACAUAAUACGGCAAUUAGAAGAUAAAAUUGGCCAUUUCAAGUAUUGGAUAGUGUUAUGAUUAGAAAACGUUCUUUUGACUGAGGGAAGAUAGUUCGUAAUUGAUGAUUUUUUAUAAAGGAUUAAUGGAAAACUAUAGUUAAAUUGGCAUGUGGCUUGAUGAUUUGAACAAAUAUUUGUUGAAUCCGUUUUUGACAUGGAAAAACCAAAACUAGAUGCAUGGUGUGCAGUUGUAUUACGUAUAAAAUAACUAAAAAGUGCAGCAACUUAAAACAAAUCAUAACUUUUGUGUUAAAGUGUUAGUUUGUUUGGAAAAUAAAUAAAUUUGUAUCUGAAAUGGAGUUAACAACCAGACAGUUACAGACAGGGAGGAAAAGAUUGGAUGAACUUACACAUAAUCUGUGCAGGAUAGUUUUGGAACGACAGCAGGUGAUGGCCCACAAACAUAUAGCCAUACCAACAUGGCUGGAGGCCUUGGGACUGUCAGAAUAUAACGGGCUGUUCCAUCAAUAUAAUGGAGUAGAGGAUUUGAUCUACCUUGGUGAAUCAGAUAUUAAAGAUUUAGGAUUGAAGAAUGGAGCCCACAGAGCUAAAAUUGUGUCUAGCCUUAGACUGCUUAAAGACAGAUAUGAGAGAGGUCAUAAAGCAACUCCAGUUAUACAGAGAAGUAACAGUGCUUCUGCUCAGUUGUCAGCGUCGCCCCCUACACCGACAGUAUAUUCACCUGACUAUCAGGUAGUCAAUGUUGCACCUGGAAGAUUGGAGCAUGAUUUAAUAGCAGAAUUACAGAGUGAACCUUCAGAAUUGAAACAUUGGCCUUGGUAUCAUGGUAGUAUUUCUCGACAAAGAGCUGAACAAUUAACUCAUAGAACUGGGGAUUUUCUUGUGCGUGACAGUAGUUCUCAUCCUGGUGAUUUUGUAUUGACUUGUAGUACUAAAGGAGUACCGUUACAUUUUAUGAUAAAUUCAGAGGUGAAGGAACAAGAAACUCACAUCCCUUUAAUAUCUUACCGAUUUGAAGACGAACUUUUUGGAUCUAUUCAGGAUUUAAUACAAUUCUAUAUGGCGCAUAGGAAAAAAAUAACAAAAUCUUCAGGUGCUGUGAUAAGUAACCCUAUAGCUAGAACAAUGCCAUUGAGCUAUUACGAUACAAAAUAUGGAUUUAUGAGUAGUCUAAAUACCACCGGUCAUUACACACCAUCUGGUGGUACAACUCCAAAACCUAGUCCGUUUAAUACUCCUUCUGGUACCCCUAACACUAGUCCACAUUCACAAAGAAGACAUCCAACAAGAUCAGGAAGUCACCCACUAUUGCCUGUGGACAGUGAAACAUUUGUCCAUCGUGUUCCACAUAUUGAUAGAUCUGACAGCCUACCUGUCAUACACGGCAGAACAACACCACCAAGAAAUAAUCAGACUAUACCACAUGUUGUUAUCCCACAUUAUCAUCAGCGAGCUGGCAGUGAACCAGUUCUUGGACCUUCUCCUGGUUACAGUGUCAUUCAAAAUAAUGGACAGAGUGACAAAUUUUUAACUCCACAUCCGAACAAACUGUCAAAUUCUAAUUCAGAUAGUGAUUUAAAUAAACCACCACCACCAAAACCAAGUAGGAUUCCAUCAAUAAAAUAUAAACAAAAACCAUUGGUUGUUAAACGGACCGAGGUUCAGGUCGAGGAUGAUAGAGACUACACUGACUAUAUGCAGGUUAAACAAGCGCCAUCUUGGUUGAAAAAUCCUGCAUUUGAGAGAAAUAAUAAUCAUACACAAGACACAAACGACAAUUUUAUAAAAAAUUCUUCAGAAGAUUAUGAUAAUAAUUUUGAAAAUGAAAAACAACAUCCUAAGGAAAAUGGUUUGACAGAACAUUAUAAAUGUGUUGAUUCUAAAUCUAGGAAAUGUUCAGAUACAAGAUUUAACUUCCUGGAUCAAAGAGAUUAUUCUGAAAUUCCUGAUAUCCCAGUGACUCUUAAUGAAUCUGAUGACACUAUCGCAUCACAAAAUGAUAAUCGCAAUAGUUAUGCUGAUUAUGAUGCACCUAAAACAAUGGACAGACAAAUUUCUAUUCCUGAGAUUGAUAUACAAUCAAACUUUCAUCCAAAACUUUUUUCUUCUUCAUUGUUGACGGAUGAAAAUAAACCAUUAGAACCUGCAGUUUUAAUUGAUGUGAAAAAUGUUCUUUUAACUGGGGAUCCUAAAACUUUAGCUAAUCAUAGUACAAAACUUGACCUUGACCUUUGUAAGGUCGUUGAGGAACAUGACCUAGGUGUUGGUGUUAUAUCAGGAUUAGAAUUACUGACUCUUCCACAAGGCAGCCAACUGAGACAAGAUAUAAUAGAAAGGUGUUACUGUUCAAAGAUUUUCACCAUGGUAAUGAUUUUGACCUGUCCUAAGAUUGUGGAGAGAGCCUCCAUGUUGAGUCAGUGGAUCCAGACAGCAGUACACCUUAGAUCUUCACUGGGCAAUCUCUUGGGCUUUGCUAAUGUUAUGGAAGGGCUGAUGAGUCCUCAGAUACAAAGAUUGAAAGACACAUGGUUAGUUUUACGUCAGAAUCAUACCAACAGUGCCUUUGUAUUCGACACAAAACUCAAAACUGCAUUUAAAACUCUUAAUGAUGGGAGUGGGUUACUUCCCUUACAAAAUGUGUGUAUUCCUGACAUUGCACCACUUGUUGUUUUAUUAGAGAGAGAUAUGGACACUGCAUCUAUGCAGCUGCCAUGGGAAUCCUCUGAUCCAAACUCAGGACUGGACAUUCUGUUGACGCAUUUAGAUACGGCAAGGCUCGUAACAGCACAGUGUGGAACUUACAGAAUUAAUGGACAAUCAAUCAUCAAGAACUUUACAGAAGAUGUAAAAACUUGUGAUAUAUUUAGAACAGAAUUUCAUAUGAGAAUGUGUUGGGGUGCUAAAGGAGUAGUCGUAGGUAGAGAAGAUCGACAAUCAAAAUUUGAACAAUUGUUAACAGUGUUGUCAAAUCGUACAGAAAGUUCAGAUGAUGAUGGUACCGCUGUUUAAAUAUACUCCUGCUUAGUUUAUUGAAAUGUGAAAGAGUUAUUUCCCUUGACAGUGUUAUCAAACGAUAGACAAAACAUUCAAAUGAUGAUAGUACAGCAGUUAAAACAUACUCCUAAGUUUGUAAAAAUGUGAAAGAGUUAUUUCCCUUGACAGUGUUAUCAAAUCUUACUGACAGUUCAGAAGAUGAUGGUGUAACAAAGUGUUCAAGAGUUAUUUCCCUUGAAAGCAUUAUCAAACUGAAGGUUAAGAAGAUAAUAGUGUAUUAUAAUCUUAAAUAAGUUAUUUCCCUUAACAGGUUUAUCAAAUUAUAUCAAAAGUUUACAAGAUGAUGGUGAAUUGAAAUGUUAAAGAGUUAUUUCCCUUGAUAGUCUGGCAUAUCAAAUUUUACUAAAAGUUCAUAAGAUUUGAAGUGUAUUAAAUUGUGUAGAGUUAUUUCCCUUGAAAGUUGAAAGUCUUAUCAAAUCCUACUAAAAUUUUAAUAGAUGAUGGUGUAUUCAAAUGUUAAAGAGUUAUUUCCAGUGACAGUGUUAUUAAAUCUUAUUUGAAAUGCAAAAGAUUAUUGUAUAGUGGUUUCAAUAUACCCCCGAUUAAAAUAUUUGAAUUAGAAGGAGUUAUUUCCCUUCAAUUUAAAAAAAAAACAUAUUCGAUAUCUCAUCUUGUAGGUAAAAUAACUGAAUACAUUUUUUUUUAUAUUACUUAAUGAGUUUCUUUCCUAAUCAGUUAAGUGCAGAAUGUGAUGGAAUUGUUACAACUGUAAAAGAAUUGAAUCAAAGAAGUUAAAUCCAAUUGACCUAUGAUGUGUUUUGAUAAUGAAUUCCAAACAUAUUUUUAGGCUUUUCCUCCCAUAACCUUUACAUUUCUGUUUUGGGUUGAGAAGUUUUCAAACAAUUAUCUUUUUAAAAUCUGUAUAGAUAUUUGAAGGUGUACUCUUUUGAUAUAACAGUCUUCAGAAUUGAGAAUAAUUGGCCAAAUCUACAUAAGAAAAAAGAAUAGAAAAUUUCAGGUACAAGAAAUAAAAAAUAGAGAUCAAUGACCUAAAAACUUACAUAAUUCAAGAACCCCUGAACUGGACCUUCUUACAUUGCCUUUGAUUUUCAUGCAAAGACUGAAUCACAAAUUAAAAUAAAAAUAUUGUAGACAUCUAAUGUUUGUGAACACUUUUCUUUAUAUUGUAAUGGCUCCAUUAAUGUAUGAAUAGUGGUUUGAAUAUUGGUCUUAUGUUUCAUUUCUGAGCAUUCUACCAAGUUUUUAUCCAUAAAUUCAGAAAAAUAAUAUUUAAUUCUUUACUAGCGCCUAUAAUGUAUAUGUACAUAUGUUUUUUGGAAGAAUCCGUUGGUUUAUUACUGUUGUAUGUUUGCAAUGACAUAAUAUGUUAACAUGUGCUUCUGAUAUGAAACGUGCCAAUUAAACAUGAACAUGAUGAAUGUAGUGAACAGAAAGGAAGACAAAAAUGAUAGUAUUUGAUAUGUAACACAAUGUGAUUAAAAUCAGAUCUUUAACUCUGCUCCAAUAGAUUGUUUUUUGCUCAUUUAAGAUCUGAAGACACCCCAUAAGGGACCAUGUUUAUUGACCUUUUUAAUUAUCUGAUAAAAUCUUUCCAUGCCAAAGUCUCAGCAUUUUUACUAUCAAAAUACUUAUUGGUAAACUGCAAAGUAUUUCCUAGUAUAAUUCUGAAACUAGAACUUCCAAGUUGAAACUAUAUAAUUUCUUGAUGUUAUUACCAUUUAAUGCACUAAUCUGAUUGCACAUUGAGGCAAACAGUAAAGUGUCAUUGUUUUCACCAUUUUUAUUUUAUGAAUCAUAAAGGAGUAGGUCCGGUAAGAGCCCUUUUUGGCCCCAAAAUAUAUCAGUUUUACAAAAUUGUUAAAAUGUAAACUUUUAGUUAUUUAUUGGAUAGUAGAAUGGUUCUGCUACAUAAAUAUUGGCUGUUUUUGGCAAUACAAUGCACAUAUAUUGAGAACUAGCACUAUUAAGUCAUGCUAAAUUACUGAAAUCAUCAAAAUUCAAGCAUUUUAGUUAAAUUUUAGACGGUUUUUGUGUAAAACGAAAGUGGCCGCAUUCGUGUUCAUCCAAAAUAUUAAAACGGAAGUUGUACUUGAUAAUAAUACAUAACAUAUAUAAAGAUUGAGGAUGAAAACGGAUGCGGCCACUUUCAUUUUUGACAAAAACCAUCUAAAAAGUGACAUUUUUUCGCAUAUUUGGUAGAUUUUUCAUAUUUUAGCUUGAAUCGGAUCUUUUUUUAAGACUAAAUGAGUUAGAAUAUUUAACAAAAAAUAAUUGAAACAAAUGAAAUAGACACUUAAGUGUUUAAAAAGUGGUCAAAAUCUUUCGUCAGAUGAAACUGAAAUUUGAGGCCAAAAUCGUUUAAAAAAAAUGAAAACCAAAAGUUUUUAUCAGAAUGUGCUCAUCUAUGUUUAGGAAAAUAUCAAAGUGCCAGUGUCUCACUUAAAAUGAUUGGCUAAUUAAAACUUUUCUAAAACUAUAUCUUAACAUUACUAGCUGUACAGGAUGUUUUCAGAUCUUACAUAAAGUACUAGCAGAUCUGAGCAAAUCUAUCGAGGCAAAGUUAAAAUCUAAAUUUAAUCAGAUUGUAUAAAACACAACAUAUUAUGAUAAAAAUUUUGUAAAUAUGUAUGCAUUAAUGUAUUUUUGUUGCUUGAUGAUUGCAUGUUGUGCAAUCUGGAAGCCGGAAAAGGGAUCUACUUAACUACUACAGGAUAAGGUAGACAUCUAUAUAUACUGGUACAUUGUUAAGCAACCAGUAUUUUUGAAGUCUUAAAGAAAAGUGUGGUACAAUUUAAACAAGACAUAUGUCAAAAUCACUUCAUUUACCUAUUAAUUAACCCUUGUGAAAAAUUUAACAUGACAUUAUUUUUUUCAACCUCCACAUUGAAACAACAGAUAUCCCAGAACUUUCCUAUACAGUUGUACCAAUUACCACAGUACUAUGAAACAUUCCUUUGAUGGACCAAAUCUAAAGUAAUCUAUAAAAUGUCUCCUAGUGUGAAACUUACAUCUGUAUUCAUUUACAUCUAUAAUUAUAUUUGCCUUUUGUUAAAUCAUACAUAAAAAAGCUAUGAAAAAUGUUUCUGAAAUCUAGAUUUAAAGUAGGUUUACAAACUAAUAUUUGCUGAAACUUGAGUUUAAAAUAUAUUUUUUAAACUUGCAUUACUAGAGAUCAAGAACAAAAUAUGCCAGUACAAUAGUACAUCUUUAUUCAGUGUAAUUGUACAUCAUUUUUUCUUGCAAUAAGAAAAGAAAACAUAACUAUUAUGUAUAUCAAAGAACUUAUUUGUCCUGUCUUUUAUAUAUCAUAUUGAAGUUAUCCAAGAAUGGAAAAUUUUAGUGGCUUUAGAUAUAUAUAAUUUUGUUUUUGUUUUUACUAUGCAAUGCUAUUUUUUCAGUGGAUGCAUGAACUUUUUCAUAUUCAUGAUGAUAUAUGCAGUUUGUGAAUAAUUAUUAUAUAUUUGAAUAAUUACAUUAGAUGUAAGUUUCAUUAUAAUACGCUAUUCUGAUUGGCUAACAUGUUAUUCCGUAAACAAUUGCAUUAGACAAUAACAUUUAUCAUGCAUGAUGAAACGAGGUCCCACAAAAAAGUGCACAGGUGAAUUAAAUAAAACUGGAUAAAAAUCGUGUUUUUUGAUUUUAGCUAAAAAAAAUGUAAUUAUAAGUAUUGAAUACUUCUUUUUGAAACUUUAUAGGGUUGUAAAAGCGUUGACCGUGCGUACAUUUUAAUAAUGAAGCGCAUCCGCGCUUCAUACAAAAUGUACUUCGGUCAACGCUUUUACCACCCAAUAAAUUUACAAAAAGAAGCAUUCAAUUCUUAAAUACACCUAAUCGCUAUUUAUUCUAUUCCGGAUAAGUUCUAAAAUUACACAACUUUUUCAUCCAGUCGAAGCUAUCUGGGACCCUGUUUAAACAAUUCACCAUGCAUGAUACUUUUUAAAGAGACCUGUUUAAACUAUCAUAUAUACUUCAAACAGAAUAUUUUUUUACUUCAAUUUUAAUUUCGAAAAAAGUGGAUCAUACUAACUCAAAGUUUCUUGAUGAUCACUUUUUAAAGUUUUUCCUCCCUCAGCUCACUGCUGAUGACCUCCAUUUUCGGCCAGCGUGACCUAAACAGGAAGUUGUAUAAAUGACUGUUUUUCCAGGAAUGGACUAAAUAGCGAUAAGGUGUAUAUUAACAUGCUGAAAUAUUCACACAUGUUUAAAUAAGAUGGUUCAGUUUGGUUUUUUUUCCUUAGAUGGUUGUCUUUUUAUUUUCAGGCAUCAUUAAAGUUACAGCUAAAUAUAUACUGUAAAAGGUGAACCAACUUAAUUUCUUGGAUACUUUUAUUCACAUUUAGACUUCCUGCCAAUUUCAAUGAUUUAUUUUAGCAAUUGCCUUACUUUGUUCAUGUAUUUUUAAAAGAGUGGACCCUAUGUAUGGGAACAUUUGUGACAAUUCUUUACUCAUAGAUUUUGUUCUUUAUUCUCCAAAGUUGUGAAAAUUAGAACGGUAAGAGGUAUAAUCUUCUUUAAAACAAUGAAGCUUAAAAAAACAAAACACAGUCCGGUAUAAAAAAAACUUUUAUUUCAUGAUUUAUUUUUUAAUUUUUUUAUCUCAAAAGUUAAAUAUGUAUAUGAUAUAAAAUGUAUACUUGAUUAUUUAUCAGAUUUAUAAGUUUCAGUUGUGUAAGGGAAAUAACUCUUGUCAAUUUCUUCUAGAGUAUUGCUGAGAUUUAUUGAGUUUUAAUCAUGUAUUAUCUGACUGCACAAAAUGUUAACUUUGUGCACACAAUAUGAAAGGUUUUUAUUAGUUUUUAUGGAAGAACAUAACCAUCUUUAAGGCGGAAUUGAUUGUUUUACAAAGGCUAUACAUUUUAAUGUUGUUUCUAUAUUUGUAGAUAGUAAUUUUCAUCAAUAUCAGCAUCAAAACAUUUAUAAAAAAGACAUUGUUGAGUCUGUUAUUGCUUAUGAAAGAUAUUUAUUAUAAAGAUAUUAAAGAGUGUCAAAAUAAA